GUUAUUAAAGAUAAUCUGUGGCUUCAAAGAGACACAGGAUGUCUGGGAAUGACAGGAAUUCUCUUACCUCCGGUCAUCCAAGCAACUGAAGCCCCUCACCGCCUCUUGACUUCUGCAGCUUCCGACAGUCAGUGGAGCCAUUCGGUGUUUGGUUUGGUACCCUCAUGGACAAAGAAAAUUUUGUUCAAACGAGAGUCUUCUGUUAAUCACCAGCUGCCUGAAGAUGUGUCCGAUAUGUCAGUGUCUUCUGGAUUUGGAAUAACCCUACAGAAAUGUGGUGUGGUGGAUGUUGAGCAUGACCCUCAAACUGCAUACAUUAAUCUUCUGAUUAAUAACACCAACACACUGCUCUCAACAAACAUUACAGAUCUCACCCUGCUGGACAAUAUCACUGGUCUACAUGUUCAAAAAAACGGUGGUAAUAAGACCACAGAUGGUAUGCAGAUAUACAGGAAAAGAUUCUUGCAAGGUGGAGAGUACUUUGCAAUCAAUUAUUCUGCGCUUCUUGAUGCAAAAGAGAUGUGGGAUGGCAGGGUCUUGACAUUGCCUGCAAAGCUAACUUUCAGGAGUUCAUCACAGAAUAAAACACACCUCGUAUCAUUGACAGCAUUGUUCACCAUAACUGAAAAAGAAAAGACCAAGAUUUCAUACAGCCAUGCCAUCCAUGCUUCAGGGUUCUUCAUUGCUUUUUUUGUUUCCCUUGUAUUGACAUGUGCUGUUUUUCUCAUUGUUUACCAAACCCGAAUAUUAAAAUGGAGUCCCUGUAGUAAGAAACAGGAGGUAGAGAAUGAACUCAGCCAAAAUCUCAAACUGGAGCAUUCUCAGUUUAAUUCAGGUGAUCUCUUCAGUGAAGAUAUAAUUACAAACAACCAAAUCAUCGAUAUUCUGUCCUUUGAAGAAUCUGGGAACAUGCUUCAGGCUUUAGAAGACUUGGAGGUUGCCAGCCUGACACGGGCAGAUGCAGAUCUGGAGGCAUAUCGAACGCAGAUCUGUAAAGAAGUUAUUGCUAUGAUGAUGAAGAACAUGGUCUUAAGUCACAGCCUCUUUCCUCACGUGGAGAAGAGAAUGAGUUCAGUUUUCAAAAAGCAGUUUCUUGCAAUGGAGAAGGAGAUUCAAGAGGAGUAUGAAAGGAAGAUGGUGGCUUUAACAGCUGAAUGUAAUCUGGAAACUAGGAAGAAAAUGGAGGCUCAGUGCCAAAAAACGAGAGCUGCAAAUGAAGAGGCUGAGGAAUUAAUGAAGAAAAUAAAUGAAAAGCCUGCUGUAGAAUACAGAAGUCUUCUGGAUAGAGUUCACAGGGUGGAGCAGGACCGCUUGAAAAGGUUCCUUCUGGUAAAGCAGGAGGAAUAUUUUGCAAAGGCUUAUAGACAGCUGGCUGUGACCCAGAGAAAGGAGCUCCAUGGUAUCUUUUUUACACAGAUAAAAAAUGCUACUUUCAAGGGAGAACUGAAGUUGGAAGCAGCUAAAACAUUAGUGGAAGGUUACUCUAAAAUACAGGGAGACAUUGAAGAGCUAAUGGAUUUUUUGCAAGCUAGCAAGAAAUAUCAUCUAAAUAGAAGAUUUGCUUACAGAGAGUAUCUUAUAAGUAAGAUACAGUUAAGGGAUUCUCAAGCCUCUGCUCUUAUAAAUACAGCAGCAGCCCACAUAUCAAGUCUCAUUAAUAAGAUGGAAAGAGCAGGUCAUCUACCUGAAAGUCAUUUGGGAAUGCUGCUGGACCGAGCUGAAGCUGAAAUUAAUUCUGUUAAACAGAAAUUCGAUCAUGAUUUAAAACAAGAAAAGCAAAAGCUUCGCCAGAAACUCAAUGCCAAGCGAAGGCAGGAAAUGCUGCAGAAGAAAGAGCAUUGGAAGGAGCAUCUCUCACUUGGAGACCCCUUCAAAACUGCUAAGGAGGUCACUCAUUACCUGAGCCACUGGAAAAAUCUUCUGAGUGAUUACACCAUCGAAUUUGAAGAACUUACUGAAAAGCUUGACAAUGAGGCCAGUGAAGAGCUGAAAGAUCUUCUGUUUAGUCUAACAGAGAAAGCUGUUGAAGAGCUUAAACGAGUUCAGUGUGCAGUAUUUGUGCAAGAACUGGUCAAGCUCAACGUGCCAAAGAUGCUUCUGCUAGAAGCUGUGGAGGAGCAUAAGAAAGAGAUGGUUGUCAAGCAUGAACAGCUUGAAAGGGAAGAGUGUGACAAGAGCACAGCCAUUGAAGAGCUGCUUCAGCUCACCAGGCAGAAGCUAAGCCAAGAACUGGAAACAAGCGUAUCUGAACAAAAGAAAUUAAGGAGCUGGGAACAAUCAGUAUUGAUGCAACUUCUAAGUUUACCUCUCUCCCUAUCUGAAGAGGAAUUGCUUAGAAUGAGGCAAGAGUUGCACUGCACCUUAUCUCAGGUGGACAGCAGCUUGGCUUGGCCCAAGAUAAGAGCAAGAACCUUGCUUCAGGCUUUCAAGGUGGAAGAGAGGGAUGCAGAGAUGCUGAAAGUUGAUCAGAAUUUAGCAUUGACCAAUAAACAGCAGCAUUCUAUGAUGAAAAAACCAGGAUCCAGAAAUAGAAAUAAGAUAGAUAUUCUGAAGAAAUCUUUACAGGACAAAAUUUUCAUUUAUGAAGACUCGGUGAAAGAUGAAGAUUUGAAUAAGGUUAAGUGCGAGUUGCUGCUUGAGAAAGACUGUCAGCUGCACGAUCUGGAAAAUAAACUUGGAGAGUAUAUUGCUUCCUUAGCCUUUCAGAAGACUAGUAAAAAAUCCAAAAUGUUGGAGCUGUAUACUGCUACCAUAAGUGUACAAGCUUUACUCUUUGAACAGCUGAGCACAUCAAAUACCCUUUCAAAAUUGGAAUGUAUUCAGAUUUUAGAAGCACAUAAUCCUGAGAUUGAAGAACUUGACAGGAAGCUGGAGUAUGAGAUGUUUCGUAAGGAGUCAGCUCAGCAGCAACAUCUAAUGAAUAAGCAGAUGUGGACUCCAGAUGGAUUGGGACUUUCAAGUGAAGCUGUGGAAACAAAUCCAGAGAGACAGGUGACAGUUCUGCUAAGACAGGCUAUGAAUAAAUGUAGGCAACUUAUAAAUCUGCACCAGCAAAGCUUGAGAGAUGAGCAAUGGAAUUGCGUGGUGCUUGAAGAUCUCCUGGAAAAUAUAGAAAUGGAUGCAUUUUUGGCACUUUACAGUCAGGAGCUCCGACUGGCAGGUUAUUUAGCUAAACUGAUGAGGGUACCCAUGGGGGUUUUGCACAGGAUCCUCAACUUGUUGCUGCCCACCAACUCACAAAGUGAGGUUCUUUCUGUCCUUGAUUCCAUCAGUAAAUAUUCAGAUGGUGUUGUUGAAAGUGACAGUAAUGCUGAUGAGUCUGACAGCUGUAAAAAAAGGAAGAACCAAGAAUUGUGGCAAGCACUAGAGAACAAAGUAAGGCAAGAUCUGAUAAACCAAAGUUUGGAAAAGAUGCCUUCUCUAAACAAGAGAAAAGACAGCUUGAUAAAGAAGAAACAACUUGCUCUCUUGGAAAAACCAUCAUUCAUUCAUCUUGGCUGUUCGGUUACACAUCCUCCUAUGGAAGUGCUUGAUCCACCUGUUCCUUUGAACACUGCAACUGCCAAAGCCAUAGUGCUGUUAGACACAGGGGAGAAGGUAUUUUUGUUCCGUGAGCCAAGUGAUCCAGUACUUUCUUUGCAGAGUUCACCAAGGAAAAAGAAAAAGAACUUUCUUAAUUCCAGAAAGGCCACUCGUGUAAAUAUGGACUUGUGA
Molecule: messenger RNA, 3714 nt
Organism: Eurypyga helias (sunbittern)
Lineage: Eukaryota; Metazoa; Chordata; Aves; Eurypygiformes; Eurypygidae
Gene: EVC2
Product: Ellis van Creveld syndrome 2
Exons: 21
Biological process (GO): smoothened signaling pathway
Cellular component (GO): ciliary membrane; plasma membrane protein complex
Source: RefSeq, a predicted model, not a curated record